This is a messenger RNA of Paramecium tetraurelia, 339 nucleotides long. RefSeq lists its product as uncharacterized. The transcript has a single exon. Lineage: Eukaryota; Ciliophora; Oligohymenophorea; Peniculida; Parameciidae. The record is from RefSeq and is a predicted model, not a curated record.
AUGAUAAUUUUAGAAUAUUCAUAUAUUUAGAUUCUCCUUCCAUUAAUUGUAGAAGGAGAAUUUUGGAAGAGGAUGCCAAACUAUAAGGAAUCUCUGAAAAUAUUUGUAUCCAUUUUGCAUAAUCUGUUUAUUGAGUCAUUUCAAAAUCUGCCUUCAGCAUAAUAGGAUAUAAUUCCUGAUGAUGUAUAUUUUUUAGUUAGUUAAAAAAAAGAAUUGGGUUCCAUUGUUCGAUUUUAGUAGAAACCCAAUAGAUGGAUUUUAUUAAUUGAUAAAUUGUAAGCAUCCUAAAUAUUCUUAUAACAAAGAUGGGGUUGUUUUGGGAUUAUAUAACAAAGUUGA